AUGAGGAGAAAAGGCUUCAGGUGUGACACACCCAUCACCAACCUGAACUUCUGGCACACUGCUGCUAGUGAGUCCUGCUGCUGCUGCUGCUUGGAUUCUUCAUCACAACAAGAAUCCGUGUUUCAGAAAUGCGAGGGGAGAUCAGCGUGCGAUGUCUUAGCCAGCAGCGCUGUGUUCGGAGAUCCCUGUGUUGGGACCUACAAGUACCUGGAGGUGCUAUAUCUAUGUGAAAAAACCCUCCAUUCCCUGGUUGAAGGCACACUGCUGCUAGUGAAUCUGGUUUCUGCUGCUGCUUUGAUUCUUCAUCACAAGAUGAUGAAAUUUGUUCUUUUUACUUUGUUCCUUUGUGGAUUCAUCCUGAAAAUCAAUGGAAAAAGUUCAUCAGGAGCAUGGCUCCCAGAGAAAAAAUCCCUUGUUGCCUGUGAAGGAACAGUGGCUCGACUCCACUGUGAAGAAGGUCAGGCUAUCUAUGUGACCAGUGCUACAUACGGACGCACUGAUAAGAAGACGUGCAGCGCUGGUAGACCGGCCGACCAGCUAGAGAACACUGAAUGCUUCACAUACGCAGAGGAAGUUGGUGAGAGAUGCAACGGGAAACAGUGGUGUAAAGUCAAAGCCAGUAACUAUGUGUUCGGAGAUCCCUGCUAUGGAACCUACAAGUACCUGGAGGUGGAAUAUAUUUGUUACGAGGUUCCCCAGUCGUGCCCAGAAUAGAAGCAGAAGUCGCCUUCUUCAUCAGGAUGUUGAUGAAGACUCUGGUGCUGCUGCCCCAACAGAUGAUGGCUGAAGACAACAAACUGAGAGAAGAUCUGCAGCAUCUUGUUGAAAACCUGGAAGGAUCUUAGCGUCCUCAAGAAGCUGACAGAAAAUAAUCUGAAUUACAAUUAAACAUAACAAAUAAAGUAAUAUCACAGAUUAUAGCUUUGAAAAUCUUUUUAUUUUUCUUCCUGUUGUAUCAAACUUAAAGACAGUUUUUCUCUCCAACUGCUUCUCUUUGUAAACUUCUUCAGCCAAAAUAAAACAAAAAGCUGAAAGAG
This is a messenger RNA of Xiphophorus maculatus (southern platyfish), 1037 nucleotides long. Its product is annotated as L-rhamnose-binding lectin CSL3-like. NCBI's taxonomy places the organism in Eukaryota, Metazoa, Chordata, Actinopteri, Cyprinodontiformes, Poeciliidae. The record is from RefSeq and is a predicted model, not a curated record. The transcript has 11 exons. Gene Ontology annotation, molecular function: carbohydrate binding. The coding region runs from base 1 to 714 and encodes 237 amino acids.